AUGACCACUGCACCAUGUCUUAGCUCGGCACCGCCUUCUUGGUGCCAAGUAACCAAUCCCCUGCAGUUAUGCUCAACUCCUCGCAUGAAUCGACCAAUCAACUCGCCGCUCACACAAAAGUCACCUCUUCAACUUCCUAGCGGGAAGCUGCCUAUCGGGAAGUGUCCACAGACAGCACGAAUCAAUGAUAGAUACCGUACAAGGCAGAUAGUCAUAUGAAUCAAGUGAAGAUGAGGCUAUCCCGAGCUGAAUAUAAAGAGAUUGUGAGAUGGACUGAUCAGCUGAGACCCACCCGCCAAUGCAUGAAGAUGCUGAAGGAAAGAUUUCCAAAUCACUCGCAGUCCACUCUUCUGAGCAUCUUCUCCCUGGAGUACCAGAAACGAACCAAAAGAACAUUCUCAAGACACAACGCACCAGAUGUUAUCGAAAGCCACUACCAAAGGUAUCUGAGUGAAGCAAAGGCACAUCCCAGUGCUCCUGUCCUGCUGGAGUUGGCCAAUGAGGUGGAUCUGUCUCCUGCACUGAUGGCUCGUAUCAUCCUGGGCAGGUUCCUUCAGGGCCUGGAGGGUGGAAUGCCCUCUAAAACAGUCCUCAACAGCAUGCUUAAGGAGCCGUCGUUAAUUCCAGACCAAAUUUUGGCGAAUAACAUCUACCAGUGCACAAUAAAUGACUGCUGUUAUGGACCGCUGGUAGACUGCAUCAAACACGCUAUUGGCCAAGAGCACGAGGUGCUGCUCUGUGACAAACUGAAGGAGAAGAACCUUUCCUUUCUUGAUGAAAACCAACUGAGAGUUAUGGGCUAUGACAAAACACCCGACAUCAUCCUGGAGGUUCCCAUUGCCGUGGAGGGACACAUUGUACACUGGAUCGAGAGCAAAGCUUCGUUCGGAGAUGACCACAGUCAUCGCACCUAUCUCAACGAACAGUUCUGGAGCUACUGGAACAGGUUUGGUCCCGGCCUUGUGAUCUACUGGUAUGGUUUCAUAGGAGAGCUGGACUGCCAGAGAGACAGAGGUAUCCUGCUCAAAGACUGCUUCCCAACAGACAUCGUCACCCUGUGCCAUGCCACUCAGCAGGACCGACUGCCACAAGUGCCAGAAUAAA
Messenger RNA from Etheostoma cragini (Arkansas darter), 1104 nucleotides. RefSeq names its product CDAN1 interacting nuclease 1 (gene cdin1). The record is from RefSeq and is a predicted model, not a curated record. Gene Ontology annotation, biological process: erythrocyte differentiation. The transcript has 12 exons. NCBI's taxonomy places the organism in Eukaryota, Metazoa, Chordata, Actinopteri, Perciformes, Percidae. The coding region runs from base 216 to 1103 and encodes 295 amino acids. Gene Ontology annotation, cellular component: cytoplasm; nucleus.